AUGGCAGCGUACCCCAGCGCCAACACUGAAGGUGUGCCGCCACCAGCGGCACCUGCACUUCAAUGCCGUCGAUGCCGCCAGCGCGUUAUUUGCUGCCCCGGCUGCGGUGUGGCAAGUUUCAAUCUGAUCGACACCGCAGCGCUUCACAGAUGUUAUACAAAGAAUCCGGCUCCCGCUGCCGCUACGAGUGCUUGUGCGGGUGCUAGUAGGGGUGGAGGUGGUGUGAGGUGGGCGUGUCCCCCGCCUGCCAGUGACUGCGGGGCGUCCGCACUGAGUUCUCCUCCUGCGGCGCCAACGGCGUUUGAGCUUUUCUGCCGCGACGCGGAGACUCGACAAGGCACCGUGGUGGAUGACGACAUAAAUGAGCCGGUGGUGCGAGAGAACGCGAAGGAGGAGGAGGAGGGGGAAGGGCGACGCAACAGAAGGCGCCUUUGCGCUGAGGCUUGGCUUUCCGCAGACGCGGAAACGCGGGAACGCUACGAACUCGCCGCGACUGCGUUUGCGGCGGCGGCGGCGGCGGCGGCGGCGGCGGCGGCGAAGACGCCAAUUGUGGCAGGCGGGGAUGCCUCAGCGAGUCCCCGGAGGGGCCGGGGGAGACCCGUGGCAUCGAGCUCGCGAAAGGCGCCGACGCCUGCGCCAGGCUGCGGAGAGGGCAGAGACGCCCCUGCUUCUGCGGCACCGGCAAAUGCGCGGAGCGACGACGGAAAGCGGGCGAGGUCGUACCGGCGCCCCAUGACGUCGUUUCGUCUCUUCUGCAACCAGAACCAGCAGAGGUACCAGACUGACGGUGCACUGCUGAAGGCGUGGAGGUCGAUGAGCCCUGCGGAAAAGAAGCCCUACGACGACGAAGCGGCUGCCAUCCGCGUGACACCGCGUGCAAAGCGGUCAACUCUUCCCUUUAAGAACUGA
This is a messenger RNA of Trypanosoma conorhini, 909 nucleotides long. RefSeq lists its product as uncharacterized. The transcript has a single exon. The record is from RefSeq and is a predicted model, not a curated record. The coding region runs from base 1 to 909 and encodes 302 amino acids. NCBI's taxonomy places the organism in Eukaryota, Euglenozoa, Kinetoplastea, Trypanosomatida, Trypanosomatidae.